GUUUUUGCAACGGCCCAACGCGCAUCUACAUGUACGUCUUCCUAGGGUUUUGGAUGCGUCGCAGAUAAAAAGUUCCCUCCCUAAUUACAAUCUUCCUCAGCGCCGCCGCUCCCAGACACCGAGCCCGACUGCCCAACCCCGAUCCGGCGAUCCGUCUCUUUCCUUUCCUUCGUUCUGCAGGCCCCGAUCGCUUGCAUUCCCGUCAACCAUGGCGGCGGCAGCAGGCGGAGGCGCGGUGCGCGCUCUGUCCCAGAAGGAGCAGGACAUACAGAUGAUGCUCGCCGCCGACGUCCACCUUGGCACCAAGAACUGCGAUUUCCAGACGGAGCGCUAUGUCUUUAAACGCCGCACCGACGGCAUCUACAUCAUCAAUCUUGGCAAGACAUGGGAUAAACUCCAGCUUGCAGCGAGGGUUAUCGUUGCCAUCGAGAACCCGCAGGACAUCAUCGUCCAGUCUGCCCGCCCAUAUGGCCAGCGUGCUGUCCUCAAGUUCGCUCAGUACACUGGCGCCCAUGCCAUCGCUGGGAGGCACACCCCUGGUACAUUCACUAAUCAGCUCCAGACCUCCUUCAGCGAGCCUCGACUGCUCAUCCUUACUGACCCAAGGACUGACCAUCAGCCAAUCAAGGAGUCUGCUCUGGGGAACAUCCCAACCAUUGCCUUCUGUGACACUGACUCUCCCAUGCGGUACGUCGAUAUCGGCAUCCCAGCGAACAACAAGGGGAGGAACAGCAUUGGAUGUCUGUUCUGGCUUCUGUCCAGGAUGGUUCUGCAAAUGAGGGGCACUAUCCUUCCUGGGCACAAGUGGGAAGUCAUGGUCGAUCUGUUCUUCUAUAGAGACCCAGAGGAAGCAAAGGAGCAGGAGGAGGAAGUUGCCGCGGCCCCUGAGUUUGCCGCAAUCACUGAUUACCAAGGAGCUGAUCAGUGGGGUGGUGACCAGUGGACCUCUGAUGUGGCUGCACCACCUGUUGCUCCUACUGGUGCUGAUUGGGGUGCUGCUCCGGCUCCAGUUCCUACCGGUGAAGGCUGGGAUCAAGCCGGGGCCCCUGUACCUGCGGACGGCACUGUACCUCCAGUGGUUGCUCCUACUGGUUGGGACCAAGCAGCCCCGCCGACAGCCCAAGGCUGGGAGUAGGCAUAGUCUACUAUGAGACCUGUCUUAUGCAGCUUAAGUUCAGUAUUUUUUGUGAAGUCUAGUCUUCUGCAGCUUAAGUUCAGUAUUUUUUGUGAAGUCUAGAUGUCCAGAAUCUUUUGGCAUCUGCUAUAGCUAUGCUUUGCUUUGCUUUGAGCACUUCUGUUUUGGGGCUUUCUAGCUGACCCUGUUGUCCAACGUUGCUGGCAUGGAAAUUUUUGGUUAAUCUUAAAACUGGAAAGAGCGUGUGAAACGAUCCUUGUGACUCUGUUAUUCCCUGAGUAUGUGCAAGUAUAAAUCCUGAUC
Zea mays is the source of this 1438-nucleotide messenger RNA. Its product is annotated as 40S ribosomal protein SA-like. Gene Ontology annotation, biological process: translation. Gene Ontology annotation, molecular function: structural constituent of ribosome. The coding region runs from base 209 to 1135 and encodes 308 amino acids. Gene Ontology annotation, cellular component: ribosome; small ribosomal subunit. Lineage: Eukaryota; Viridiplantae; Streptophyta; Magnoliopsida; Poales; Poaceae. The transcript has 5 exons. The record is from RefSeq and is marked provisional.